CUCGUAUUCUGGUAAAUCAUGGCAGCUUGGAAGUGGAUUUUGUUCAUUUACUAUUUUUUGCCCAUAAAUGGCCAAAUUCUGAAUAUGAUGAAACCAAAAACAAUCAGAGUACAUAAAUUUUCAACGUGUCCCGGCCACGAAAAGGACCUUUUGGUCGUGAAAAACGUCCAAAUAGCCUUCUCGAAUCGGAUUAACUUAAUUUCUGCACAAGUUUUAAUUCGAGAGACACUCCACGAAGACAUAAAGAUAAAACUAGUGCUCAAUAGAUGCAAAUCGCGGGAGGCCUUGGAUUCGUGUGAGAAGUACCAAAAUAUUAACAUGAAUCACUUUUGUGGGAUUUUGAACGAUGAUAAUAAGCCUUGGAGUCCAUUUCUGAAAAUGUGUGAUCCCCCGUUUGCGUGUCCUUUCAAAAAAGGGGUUUACAGUUUCAGAAAUGGUACUUUUGAUGGGUCUGCUGUUGGACAUUUGCCCGUUUCUGGGUGGUACUGGAUCGUAACUGCGUUCAUGGUAGGCGAGAAGUCUGAUCGUACCUUGGGAUGUGUCAAUUUUGAUGGUCAAAUAGUGUCAGCUUGAAAGAAAGAGUAAAUUGUGCAUUUUGA
Molecule: messenger RNA, 599 nt
Organism: Tribolium madens (black flour beetle)
Lineage: Eukaryota; Metazoa; Arthropoda; Insecta; Coleoptera; Tenebrionidae
Exons: 3
Coding region: 19-573 (184 amino acids)
Source: RefSeq, a predicted model, not a curated record